This is a messenger RNA of Polychytrium aggregatum, 2830 nucleotides long. RefSeq lists its product as uncharacterized. NCBI's taxonomy places the organism in Eukaryota, Fungi, Chytridiomycota, Chytridiomycetes, Polychytriales. The coding region runs from base 211 to 2736 and encodes 841 amino acids. The transcript has 9 exons. The record is from RefSeq and is a predicted model, not a curated record.
CUGGCUUCGACUUUUGGCUCUGGCUUGUCUUCCAACCACCGUCCAACCACCGCCCUACCACCGUUCUGUCAGCGGUUUGCCCUUUCCGCUUCAUCUUCUUCGCCACUCUGCCCGACACAGGCAUGCUGUCGGCUUUCCCGGCCGACUUCUCUCCAAGACCACCCCGACCGCCACCGCCCACCCUGAUUGCGCUGUGCUUCUCUGCCUGCCAUGCCUGCCUCGGCCCCAAGUCUCUCUGAAUCCACUCUCAGUCGUGCCUCGACGCUCCAGAAGCUCCUCAAGUUCAAGAACAUUGGAAAGUUCGGCGGCAUUUGCUUCCUCUACUGCUCCAUUCUGGGGCCAAGUGUGCCUCAAAUCCAGUCGCUCUUCCAGCAGUACGGAUAUGUCACGAUAUCGCUGCUCUUCCUGGCGUUCGCCAUUAUCAGCGCCAUCGGCGCACUCUUCAUCAUCGAGGCGAUGCAGUGCAUCCCCGGCAAUCGCCACUUCCAGGGCACGAUCGAGUACGGCACGCUCAUCAACUUUUACUUCAGCCCCAAGAUGCACUACGUUGGCCAGCUGUUCUUGUAUCUCUCCCUCGUCUUCUCUAGCGCCGUCUCUAUCAUCCAGUGCAUCCAGAACAUGGAUUCGAUCAUCAUUGACAUCUUCAAGAGCACAUGCGGGAUCGGUAUUGGAAACGGACCCAAAGGCUGGCACUGUGUCGGCAGCUCGGCCGUCGUUCAUCCAGGCAACCAAUAUAUGGACUAUGGCAACGGCGUCAUGCUUGUGACUCUGGGCACGCUGGUCAUGGUCAUGGUAAUCGUUCCUCUCUCGCGAUCUAGUCUCAACGACAACAUUUACGUCCAGAUCGCUUCGUUCUUUGUCACAAUCGCCGUGUUUGGGUUGUGGUUGGGCGUCUCUCUCUAUGCGGGCGCGACGAGCGGCUGGCAAGCCAUUUCGCCCUUUGGCCAGACACCCGACGGCGGCGCAUUCGGUCCGAUUAUGCUGAGCUAUGCCUUCAUCACGGUGGUUCCGUCGUGGGUCAACCUCAAGGAAAAGUCCAUCAACGUCCAGCGGACGAUCUGGGAGUCAGUUGGGAUCUCGUUUCUGACGUACAUCAUUGUUGGGCUCAUUCCCGCCCUGGCCUUCAGCAUCGACAGCAACUCGAAUCUCCUGCUGGUCUUGAAUACCCGAAGCCUGAUCUUUCGCAUCGCCAGCUAUCUUUACGUCAUCCUCGUCCUGAUAUCGUCCAUUCCAGUUUACAUCAUUGUCAGCUACGACAACUUGAUGCAGAAUAAGGUCUGCUCAUCGCCGGUGGCAAUCGUGCUUUGCUAUAUCGUGCCCUGGCUACUCGCCGUCCCUUUCCUCGGCGGCCCCUGGCUCAGCAUCAUCACCAACUGGUCGUCGGUGCUGUUUGUGUCGAUUGCAAACAUGAUCAUCCCCUUUGUGAUCUACCUGAAAGCCGUCAGCUUCCGAAAGGCAUACAACUCGAAGCGCGAGCUCACACCGCACCAGAAGGAGCUGCUCAGAUCCAUCCACAAGCCGUCGAACCGAAUCAUCGAGUACCUUGACCGGGACUUUGCCGACCCCAGCAAUGUCGGCGAGCGCGUGCUCGAAUUCAUCCGCUCGCUCACCGGAUCAUCGAGGACGCCGACGAUGCAGAGCCGGAGUAUCCACGAAGAGCCCGGCAGAGGACGAUCGAGCACCGGCUCGCGGGAGUCGCGAGGCUCAGUCGGUGGCUCUCCCUCGAGCAGCCCGGUGUUUGGAGCGAUGCUGACUGUUCCCAUGGCCGCUGGCCGACAGUCGAAGGACUUUGACCCCUUUCGCGGGCAACCGGCGGCGCUCGAGGAGAACAGGGACAUCAAGGAUAUCAAAGACGUCAGAGACAUCAAAGACUUCAAAGACGGCAAAGACAGCAAUGCAAGUGGCGUCGAUAUUGAUGAAAUGCUGGAGAUCUUUGGCGAUGUCGUUGACCCCGACCUCGACGACGACGAGCGGAACAGGAACCCCCAGUCGCGGGUGCCACCGUUUGAGAUUCCCGAGAUUCGCAUCUACGGCCCCGAAUCGAGCUCCGAGGCCGUGAAUGUGAUCCAGUUCGCAACUAAAUCCUCGAUCAAGCCGGCAGCAGUGCCAUCCGCAGACGAAGGCCGAGGCGACGACCGCCAGCACGGACUCUCUGUUCAGAAGCUGCGAGAGAAGACGGCCUCGCUGAUGUCUCGCCAGACCGGAAGCGCCCUCAGCCUGUCUUUCUACGGCAUCAAACCCUGGGGCUGGUCCAGCGGGCCAUCCUCGCCGACCACCGCCCAGGAGGUGCCCAACCUCGAUCGGCCGGCAAGCGACGACGCAUCGAUCCGGUCGUCGCCCAAAUCAUCGCCCCUGGAUCCGCCCUGCCCUGAAAUCGUGGAGCCUUCGAGCGAACAGCCAUCGCCCAAGAUGGGAUGGAGCGAUAUCCCGCUGGGAACCGCCACAACGAAUCCAUACAGCCGAUCCAGCCUUUCGAUCGCCGAGAGACGUCCCGAGAGCCUGGCCAGCAAGCCGCGACCACAGCCGCCGCUGCGGCAACAGUCGAUCGACACGGUGUCGUCCCUGCGGCCGGGAACGCUGCCGAUCCACCCGCAGUUUGUGACGCCGGUCUUUCGGUCGCUUCCCAAGUCGAUCCCGAUCUCGGGGCUGUAUGUGGCCUAUGCGUCGGUGCUGAUCACCCUGGCGGUCUCGGUGGUGUCGGUCGUCAAUCUUGUGACGCAGCUGUCGCAAAACUGAGCGCAGGUAGCGAGUCAGAUGGCGAGGGAGAGCGCCUGUCGUGUUCAAGUCAUGGUCUGUUGCAAAUACAAUUUACAGUCUAUCCAGAAAGAAA